Messenger RNA from Colossoma macropomum (tambaqui), 3918 nucleotides. RefSeq names its product calcium/calmodulin-dependent serine protein kinase a (gene caska). NCBI's taxonomy places the organism in Eukaryota, Metazoa, Chordata, Actinopteri, Characiformes, Serrasalmidae. Gene Ontology annotation, cellular component: plasma membrane; basolateral plasma membrane; cell-cell junction. The transcript is spliced from 27 exons. Gene Ontology annotation, molecular function: ATP binding; signaling receptor binding; protein kinase activity. The record is from RefSeq and is a predicted model, not a curated record. Gene Ontology annotation, biological process: protein phosphorylation; regulation of neurotransmitter secretion. Bases 263 to 3073 code for a protein of 936 amino acids.
UCCGCCCCCACCGCCUCUCUCUCUCCCUCUGCUUUCCAACUGAAUCACUCCCACGGAGCUUUUUGGGAGAAGAAGAAGGAAAAGCAAGAAUUUUCCGCUCGUUGGAAUCUGGAGAGCGCUCAGAGCGACUGCUGGAGAUUUCUGCCUCACUCUCAGCUCACAAAACUAGUUCCACCAGUGGCCCUAAUCCUUUGGUAUUUACCGCUGUGGACACAUCUUGCUUUCUUUUGGGGAGUGAAUUCCCCCGUGGUGUUGUUGGACCAUGGCCGACGACGACGUGCUCUUUGAAGAUGUUUACGAGCUGUGCGAGGUCAUUGGAAAGGGGCCAUUCAGCGUGGUGAGGAGAUGCAUCAACCGAGAGACUGGCCAGCAGUUUGCAGUGAAGAUCGUAGAUGUGGCCAAGUUUACCUCCAGCCCCGGCCUCAGCACAGAAGAUCUGAAGAGAGAGGCCAGUAUCUGUCACAUGCUGAAACAUCCCCAUAUUGUGGAGUUGCUGGAGACCUACAGUUCAGAUGGCAUGCUCUACAUGGUCUUUGAGUUUAUGGAUGGAGCAGACCUCUGUUUUGAGAUCGUAAAGAGAGCAGAUGCUGGGUUUGUCUACAGUGAGGCUGUAGCGAGUCACUACAUGAGACAGAUCCUUGAGGCGCUGCGGUAUUGCCAUGACAACAAUGUCAUUCACCGCGAUGUAAAGCCCCACUGUGUGUUGUUGGCAUCGAAGGAGAAUUCAGCUCCAGUGAAGCUGGGAGGCUUUGGAGUUGCUAUCCAGCUUGGAGAGUCAGGACUCGUGGCAGGAGGCCGGGUAGGUACCCCUCACUUUAUGGCUCCUGAGGUGGUGAAGAGGGAACCAUAUGGGAAGCCAGUAGACGUGUGGGGCUGCGGAGUCAUCCUGUUCAUCCUGCUCAGCGGCUGCCUGCCCUUCUAUGGCACGAAAGAGCGCCUGUUUGAGGGCAUUAUUAAAGGCAAAUACAAGAUGAACCCCCGGCAGUGGAGUCACAUCUCCGAGAGUGCUAAAGAUUUGGUGCGGCGCAUGCUGAUGCUGGACCCAGCUGAGAGGAUCACUGUGUACGAGGCCCUCAACCAUCCUUGGCUCAAGGAGAGAGACCGCUACGCCUACAAGAUCCACCUGCCUGAGACAGUGGAACAGUUGAGGAAGUUCAAUGCCCGGAGAAAACUGAAAGGUGCUGUACUAGCAGCAGUCUCCAGCCACAAGUUCAACUCCUUCUAUGGUGACCCACCAGAGGAGCUGGCUGACUUCUCUGAAGAUCCCACCUCAUCUGGGGCUGUAUCACAGGUACUGGACAGUUUGGAGGAGAUUCAUGCACUGACAGACUGCAGUGAGAAAGAUCUAGACUUUCUGCACAGCGUCUUUCAGGACCAGCAUCUCCACACGCUGCUAGAUCUGUACGACAAGAUAAACACCAAGUCCUCCCCACAAAUCAGAAAUCCUCCAAGCGACGCUGUUCAGAGAGCCAAAGAGAAGUCCGGUGAAGACGAGGCAGGCACAGCUUUGAAACUUCUGGAAUGUGUACUAGAAGAAAUCUCCUGCUACCCAGAGAACACGGAUGCUAAAGAGCUCAGACGGAUCCUAACCCAGCCCCAUUUUAUGGCCUUACUCCAGACUCAUGAUGUGGUGGCACAUGAAGUGUACAGUGAUGAGGCACUGAGGGUCACGCCGCCGCCCACCUCGCCCUACCUGAACGGAGACUCACCGGAGAGCACCAACGGAGACAUGGACCUGGAGAACGUCACCCGAGUACGCUUGGUGCAGUUCCAGAAGAACACAGACGAGCCUAUGGGAAUCACGCUGAAGAUGAAUGACCUGAACCACUGCAUCGUGGCCAGAAUAAUGCACGGUGGCAUGAUUCAUAGACAAGGCACAUUGCAUGUUGGAGAUGAGAUCCGGGAAAUCAACGGCAUAAGCGUAGCUAAUCAGACGGUGGAGCAGCUCCAGAAAAUGCUUCGAGAGAUGAGAGGCAGCAUUACCUUUAAGAUUGUGCCGAGCUACCGGACGCAGCAGUCAUCCUGCGAGAAAGAGUCCCCUACCACCUCCAGACAGUCCCCUGCUAAUGGCCAUUCCAGCAUUAACAGUUCUAUCUUGGACUUGCCGUCGACCAUCCAACCAAAAGGACGUCAGAUCUACGUGCGGGCACAAUUCGAAUACGAUCCGGUGAAAGACGACCUUAUCCCCUGCAAAGAAGCAGGAAUUCGCUUCAGAGUGGGAGACAUCAUCCAGAUCAUCAACAAGGAUGACCAUAACUGGUGGCAGGGCAGGUUGGAGAAUGCAAAAAACGGCACAGCUGGCCUAAUUCCUUCACCAGAGCUGCAGGAGUGGCGGGUGGCCUGUAUAGCAAUGGAGAAAACGAAGCAGGAACAGCAAGCCAGCUGCACUUGGUUUGGCAAGAAAAAGAAGCAGUACAAAGACAAGUAUCUAGCCAAGCACAAUGCAGUGUUUGAUCAACUAGAUCUCGUCACGUAUGAGGAGGUAGUGAAGUUGCCGGCUUUCAAGAGGAAAACACUAGUGUUGUUAGGAGCUCACGGUGUUGGCAGGAGACACAUCAAGAACACACUCAUCACCAAACAUCCCGACAGAUUUGCCUACCCCAUUCCACACACGACCAGACCUCCGAAAAAAGAUGAGGAGAAUGGCAAGAACUAUUACUUUGUAUCACACGACCAAAUGAUGCAGGACAUCGCCAACAAUGACUACCUGGAGUAUGGCAGCCAUGAGGACGCCAUGUACGGCACCCGGCUGGAGACGAUACGCAAAAUCCACGAGCAGGGCCUCAUAUCCAUACUGGAUGUGGAGCCACAGGCCCUGAAGGUCUUGCGGACAGCAGAAUUCGCCCCUUAUGUGGUUUUCAUCGCUGCGCCAACCAUCACCCCAGGCAUGAAUGAGGAUGAGUCACUCCAGCGGCUGCAGAAAGAGUCUGAGAUCCUCCAGAAGACCUACACGCACUACUUCGACCUGACCAUCAUCAACAACGAGAUAGACGAGACAAUCCGGCACCUGGAGGAGGCUAUAGACCUGGUGUGCACCACGGCCCAGUGGGUGCCCGUGUCCUGGGUCUACUAGCACACCCCUAAACUGUCCCAGAGUCUACACCCCACAUCCCCAGUCUCUCUGCCAUGCAUCUCUGCACAAAAGAAAAGAAAAUGAAAGGACAAAGCAUCAUUCCUUGAGGCGAGAAAAACCCCGCCUCCAAUUUUUCAGCAAACCUCAGUGUACAUGACCUUAAGUCAGUCCAAUCUCGGCUCCCUUAGACGUAAUGUUGUAUUAAAAAAAAAAGAUAAUAAAAUCCUGAAUAUUGUCAUGUCCUUAUAGAUAGGAUGCAACAUUUUUUAGGCCUUUCAUUUAAAGAGACAGUAUCUUAAACAUUGUUUUUGUUUAUUGCUUGUUUUUUUCUUUGUUUUCCUCUCCCCUGUCUAAAUACAUGGUUCCUACUCUACAAAUGCUGGUUCUGCUCUGAGCGAAAGCAAAAGAAUUUUAUCCAUCAUUAGCCUGUAUGCUUCCAUUAUGUCAGCCCUCACGCAAAAUCUCAUUAUCUUUUCCACACGGCCCAUUUGUUUCAGUGCACUGUCUCUUAUUAAACCACCGUCAGAUGAGUCACCCAGAUACUGUCUCUCUAAAAACAAAGAAGUACAUAAAUGUAGAUCUGAGGUCUCAUGCAUGUGAACAUUUCAGCAUUCAGAGGCUUUUACAUUCUGUCAGUGUUACCAGUGUCAGACUACUGUUAUCCACAGCAGAGAACAUUCCAUUUGUCUGGACAAACUCUCUCCGGCCCGGGCUAUCCAGUGGAGAGGGAAAAAAACAAAAAAGACCUAUGCACAUCCUAUCGGGCGACUUUCUAAACGACGUCUUUUUACCAGCCAUGAAGUGAGAUGUGUUAACGGUCUCGGUUUAAGUUGUUGUGAGAUCAA